AUGUAUUUGUUUCGUAAAGCUUUCAGGGUUUUUGAAUAUAGCGGCGUGGAAACUAUUUUAGCACUUGAAAAUGAAAACGUCGCGAUACAGUGUAAUACGAAUUUACCAAUGUCUUAUUGUGGAUUUCUUCAUCCAAGCGGCAGAAGAUAUUCUUUUACAGACUUAGCAGCAAGUAAUGGGAACUGUAUUAUUAAAAUAAAUGCAACUAAAGCCGACGUCGGAGUAUGGAAAUGUUAUAUCGGCAUGAAAGCAACGCGUGUUGAGAUGAUGAAGGUGAUUGAACUAAGAGUGGUGGAUAACGUGGCGGCGGUGCAAGAUAAUGUUACGGCAAUGCAUGGAAAGACUGUAACUUUAGCCUGUGCGACUACAAAAGGCUUGGUGCCGCUAAGUUACUGCCGAUUCGAGCCGCCUAAUACCAGUCCGUUCAGCAUUGAUUCAACUGUCAGUGUUUCUAAUCCAAUUUUAAAUAGAUAUUAUUUCCCGCCAAAUAAAAGUUUAGACCGCGGUGAUUGCGCUGUUACUAUACGUAAAGUCAAAUAUGAAGAUGUGGGAAUCUGGACCUGCGGAGCAGCUUUGGAUGACGGCAAGGAAUAUACUGAUCGGAUUAAACUCGAAGUUAAAGGACUCAUGUCUACUGCUUCUGUUACCGGUGUAACUGGCGCGCGGUUCUGA
Messenger RNA from Parnassius mnemosyne (clouded apollo), 672 nucleotides. NCBI's taxonomy places the organism in Eukaryota, Metazoa, Arthropoda, Insecta, Lepidoptera, Papilionidae. The record is from the annotation of a GenBank genome assembly.